This is a messenger RNA of Camelina sativa (false flax), 897 nucleotides long. Lineage: Eukaryota; Viridiplantae; Streptophyta; Magnoliopsida; Brassicales; Brassicaceae. The record is from RefSeq and is a predicted model, not a curated record.
AUGAGUGCGGCUUUCGAUGAAUUGGUGGCUGUAGUGGGUAUAAUAUGUGACGCAAAUGAACGUCGUCGUCUUGCAGAGAAAGCAAAUGAGCAUGAAGAUGAAAGCCGGAGAGAAACAAGGUCGUCGUCUUUGGUGAAGAAGUUAAAGAAGAAAGUGAUUCUGAGUGAAACAAAGUCGUCGCUUUUCUAUCAUUUGGAGGAACUGACACGAAGAUCCAAGACUGUGUCUGAAGAUAGCGAGGAGAGCCUCUUGGAUCAUCUCCCACAAAAACCAAGGUCUUCGCUGAAUACAUUUUUUGGUAAGAGUUACAUACGAAACCAUGAAAAACUCACUAGCUUUUCUACUUGUUUAUCAUCGCUCCUCCUCGACACGGCUGAGUCGGAGAAUACGGAGAACAGAAAGCGCAAGAAGCGUGCCGUGCCACAAAGUGUUAUUAGAUCCAAGAAAGCAAAGGUUGCGUCUUCUCCACGGCAGGAGAGAGAGACGCCAGAGUGGCUUCUCGAGGUGAUGAGAGAGAUGAAGGGAGCCGAAGGACCGAUCAGGCUGAUCUAUGUGAAGCCUCUGACCCCGAGUGACGUCAAGCCAAGAGCGAGCCGUCUCUUAAUACCUUUCCAGCAGUUAAUAAGAAACGACUUCUUGACUCAUGCAGAGUCUCAAGCCAUAUGGAAUGGUCUCGAAACGAUUCUCGUGAAUCAAAGGUCGGAAAAGUGGGAUUUACGUAUUAAGAUAUGGGUGAUGAAGAAGAAGAAAGACUCUCUAAAAGGAACCUGGAACUACUCUUUGAGACAUGGUUGGAACGACGUUGUCAAGGGUAACAGAUUGAAAGCCGGAGACAAGAUUCGUCUUUGGACUUUCAGGUGCCGUGGAGUCCUCUGCUUUGCACUUGAUACAGAGUAG